This is a messenger RNA of Porites lobata, 1151 nucleotides long. NCBI's taxonomy places the organism in Eukaryota, Metazoa, Cnidaria, Anthozoa, Scleractinia, Poritidae. The record is from the annotation of a GenBank genome assembly.
AUGUUCAGUGACGCCUCCCAGAGGGCCUGGGGAGCAGUCUUGGUUAAAGAUGGCCUACGCCAGCAAAUACGAGAUUAUUGGAUCGACCUUGAAGGUGAUAUCAAUACCCUUGAGGCCAGGGCUUUGUGUAACGCUUUGAGCUCUUUUUUUUUCCCUUCUAUCAGAAACGCAAGAAUCGAUGUGUGGACGGACAACGCGACUCUCCGAGCAGCCUGGGAAAAUGGCGGUUGUAGGAGUUCUCUGGUGAAUCAGGAGUUGAAAAAAAUAGAAGAAAUGUCUCGAGCAGGAAACUUUGUUUUGCAUUUGAAAUAUGUCCCAUCGAGUGAAAACAUUGCUGACGCGCCCUCCCGUGCUCUGACUGACAUUGAUUGUUCUUUGUCCGAGGAGGCGUGGGCCCGAGUUCAAGCGCGGUUUGGACCACACAUUUGACUUGAUGUCUUUGGACAGCAACUGUCGCAGAGGAAGGGAUGGGAGCUUUUUGCCUCAUUACUCGCCUUGGCCGACUCCGUGUUCUCUGGGCGUUAAUGUUUUCGCACAACCGAUACCAAUGGAACAUAACGUCUAUGUCUUUCCCCUUUCGUUCUCGUGGGACCGUUGCUGCGGUACUUUUUGAUCAGCGCCAGCGUUUCGCUUUUACCAUCGUUGUCCCUCGUUUCCGCCCGCAUCGCUAUUGGUGGGCAAUACUCCAAGCAAUGGCAGUAGAUUCUUUUCUUCUUGGGCGGAAAGGUGACUCGGCCAUGUUGCUUUUCCCUUCCCGCACCUCCCCCGAUUUCAUUGCAAGGCCCUUGCCUUGGGAUCUGUGGGUUUUUCGUUGUGUCUGCUCCUGGUAAGCUAGGUAUUUAUGCUUGUCUCUAUAGAUCGAACGCCCAUGGAAGCCUGCCUGCCGAUGUCCCGCCUGCUCUUAUCCAAACGACAGUGACGCGAACUUUUGCCAGGCCUGCGGUACACCCCUGUCGCGUGAGCCACCGCAAGGGACCCGUCCACAUGCGGACAUGCCUUUGAUCAACAAGCGCUUUACAGAGUUCCAAGAAUCGUAUAGGAACAAACCUUAUGAACGGCAAAAGGACUCUUUAGAAGUUCAGCUGUCGAGUUUCUUGUGCUCUCUUGUUCCCCGAAGAAAGUUUCUGCUGCAACCGCGGAAGACAUCGUAA